GGGCCCUGCCUCCCCGGGCCAUGGCUCCUGCCUCGGGGGAGCGGGCAGAGCCGCCGCCCCCCGGCUCUCCCUAGCCCCCUGGGGCCGGGCGUGGCCCUUGCACGAGCGGCCGGCCGGAGAGGGGCCCUUGGGGGUGGGGGCUGCAGGCCGAGGGCAGAGACACCCGAAGUUACAAAUAGCCGCCCGCGGAGACAGCAACACACGAGCCCGGCGGCAGCUUCGCUUCCUGCCCGAGCGCGCACCGCGGAACCGCAGCCCCUGCAGCUGCACCCUGACUUCCUCCCCCAGCCCCAGCCAGCGCCUGCUGCAAUCGCCGCGCCGCGCCGAGCCCCUGGCAGCCGCUGAGACCCGCCCGCCCGGAGAUGGAGCCCCGCAGGGGAGCAGCCGCGCCGGGCACCCGGUGCUGAUCUGCUGGGAGUGCGGGGAGUUCCUGGGACAGCCCCCCUUGGGUGCAGGCGGGGGCUCGGAGCUGGCCCCGCUUUCGCCUGACCCCUCGCGCUUUGGGAGGAAAGUUUCCUCCUUUUUGGCCCCUUCCUCUUUUCCAAUCUGGAUUUGGGAGCCUGGAAGCAGCUUUCUGGGCUGGGCAGGAGCAUCAGGAUGGGCAACGCGGCCGGUAGCAUGGACCAGGCUCCGGCGAAGGAGACUAAGAGCCAGCCACCAGCGACAGCUCUGCCAGGCAAGCAGCCUGCAGCCCCGAAGCAGCCCAUGCCCUGCGCUGGGGAGCUGGAGGAAAGAUUCACCCAUGUGCUGGAUUCCAUGAACCUGCCGCCUGACAAGAUGAAGCUGCUCAGCCAGUACGACAGCGAGAAGAAGUGGGAGCUGAUCUGUGACCAGGAGCGGUUCCAGGUCAAGAACCCCCCCGCUGCAUACAUCCAGAAACUGAAGAGCUACUUGGACACGGGCGGAGUCAGCAGAAAGGUGACCUCCGAUUGGCUGAUUGCCAUGGCGUUUAAGAGGCGAGUGCAGGAGUCCACACAGGUGCUCCGAGAGCUGGAGAUCUCGCUGAGGACCAACUAUAUUCGCUGGGUGCAGGAGUUCCUGAAUGAGGAGAACAAGGGGCUGGACGUGCUGCUGGAAUACCUCGCCUUUGCCCAGUGUGCCGUCACGUACAAUAUGGAGAGCGCAGAUAACGGGAGCCCGGGCUCUGACAAGGGCAAAUCCCCGGACAGAUCCAUGGAGGACCUCAGCAAGAGCAACUCCUCGUCCCCUACACAGGGCUCCUCCAAAACGAGGCACCUGACUAUCAGACUCAACCCGGUGCACAGCAGGAAGGCGCUGCGGAACUCGCGCAUCAUCAGCCAGAAGGACGACGUCCAUGUCUGCAUCAUGUGUCUGCGGGCCAUCAUGAACUACCAGUCUGGAUUCAGCCUGGUGAUGAACCAUCCAGCCUGUGUCAACGAGAUCACCUUGAGCCUGAACAACAAGAACCCCAGGACCAAAGCCCUCGUCCUGGAGCUGCUGGCCGCCGUGUGCCUGGUCCGAGGAGGGCACGACAUCAUCCUCGCUGCCUUUGACAACUUCAAAGAGGUCUGCGGAGAGAAGAAUCGCUUUGAGAAGCUGAUGGAGUAUUUCCGAAAUGAGGACAGUAACAUUGACUUCAUGGUGGCCUGCAUGCAGUUUAUCAACAUCGUGGUGCACUCGGUGGAGAACAUGAACUUUCGCGUCUUCCUGCAAUACGAGUUCACUCACCUGGGGCUGGAUGAGUAUCUGGAGAGGCUGCGUUACACGGAGAGCGACAAGCUGCAGGUGCAGAUCCAGGCAUACCUGGAUAAUAUCUUCGAUGUGGGUGCCCUGCUGGAGGACACAGAGACCAAGAAUGCUGUGCUGGAGCACAUGGAGGACCUACAGGAGCAAGUGGGGCAGCUCACAGAGAAGCUCCAGGAUGUGGAGAAUGAGUCAAUGGCCAAGAUCGCGGAGCUGGAGAAACAGCUGAGCCAGACGCGCCGUGAAGCAGAGACGCUGCGGGAGCGGCUCAAUGACUCCAGCGGCCAAGCCCGGCCCCCCCCGCAGCAGUGGCCGGUGGAUGCCCGUCCCUCGGCCUUGGAGCAGAAGCUGGAGGAGCUGGAGGAGAAGGGGUUAGUCCGGAUCCUGCGUGGGCCAGAGGGAGCCGUUGCCAUCGAGAUUGUCCCUGUUGUCAUGGAAACCACAGCAGUCCCCACAGUUACGAUAGAAGCUUCCGCCUCUACCAGCACAGAUUUCCCGUCUCCUUCCAUUUGCUCCCCACUGCCACCCCCUGCUGCUGCCCAGACGAUUCCUCUGCCUCCACCUCCCCCACCACUGCCCCACAGCGAAGACACAGGCUCUGUCAACCUACCUUCUCAGCAGCAAGCCCCACCCUCUGCACCCCCUCCAGCUCCACCCCUUCCUGGGAGCGACACCCCUCCACCAGCCCCACCCCUUCCUGGGGUCGAAAUCCCACCACCUCCUCCCCUCUCAGUGGAGGGUGGCCUGGCCCCUCCCCCCCCGCCCCCCCCGCCUCUGGGAAUGCCAGCUGGAGAGGUCAGUGGCCCGAGCACAGCAGCCAGUUCAGCCAUCAAGAUCAAGAAGCCUAUUCAAACCAAGUUCAGAAUGCCCAUCUUCAACUGGGUAGCUCUGAAACCCACCCAGAUCAACGGGACCGUCUUCAACGAGCUCAACGACGAGAAGGUCCUGCAGGAACUGGACAUGAAUGACUUUGAGGAGCAGUUCAAGACGAAGGCCCAGGGCCCCAGCUUAGACAUCAGCACCCUGAAGGUGAAGGCUGUUCAAAAGGCCCCUAGCAAGGUGACGCUGAUCGAGUCCAACCGAGCCAAGAACCUGGCCAUCACGCUCCGCAAGGGCGGUCUCAGCAUCGACAGCAUCUGCAAGGCCAUCGAGACGUACGACUUGCGGAGCCUGAGCCUGGAUUUCCUGGAGCUGCUGCAGCGCUUCCUGCCCACCGAGUAUGAGCUGACGCUGAUCCGCAAGUACGAGAAGGAGCAGCGGCCACUGUCGGAGCUGUCGGACGAGGACAUCUUCAUGAUCAGAUUCAGCCAAAUCCCUCGCCUCGCUGACCGCAUGAACAUCAUGAACUUCCUGGGCAACUUCAGCGAUACCGCCCAGCUCCUGAUGCCGCAACUCAAUGCCAUCAUCGCAGCUUCCAUGUCCCUCAAGUCCUCCACCAAGCUCCGCAACAUCCUGGAGAUCGUCCUGGCCUUCGGGAACUACAUGAACAGCAGCAAGCGUGGAGCGGCCUAUGGCUUCCGGUUGCAGAGCCUCGACGCGCUGCUGGAGAUGAAGUCGACGGACCGGAAGCAGACGCUGCUGCACUACAUUGUGCGGGUGAUCAUGGAGAAGUACCCAGAGCUGACGGGCUUCUACACCGAGCUGCACUUCCUGGACAAGGCGGGCUCAGGUAGCGAGCGUGGCUGGAGCUCAGGGUGCCCGCAGGCAGGGCCAGGCCUGAGUCCUGGGGAGGUGGAGCUGGAGGGCACAGUCCCGGCAGGGCUGUGUGAAGCCUGUCAGAGGAGCCGGGACAGGAGCUCAGGACGGCCCGGCUCUGCAGCCCUGCCACUCCCCACUGACACUCCAUUCUCCUCUGCCCGCCCAGUGUCCCUGGACAGCGUGUUGCAGGACAUGAGGGCCCUGCAGCGGGGUAUGGAGCUGACCCGCAAGGAGUUCAUGCGGCAGGACGACAGCCAGGUGCUCAAGGACUUCCUCAAGGCCAACACUGAGGUGAUGGAGAAGCUGCAGACUGAUAGCAAAACGGCCCAGGAGGCCUAUGAGUCAGCUGUGGAGUACUUCGGGGAGAACCCCAAGACCAGCUCCCCCACCAUAUUCUUCCCUAUAUUCGUGCGCUUUGUCAAGGCCUAUAAGAAAGUGGAGCAGGACAUCGAGCUGUGGAGGAAAGAGGAAGCAGCUGCCAAAGAAGUGGAGUCCAAUUCCCCCAGCAAGCCAGAGCCAAAGUCUCCUGUCCACAAGGCCAAGCGCCAGCAGAUGGACAUGAUCGCUGAGCUGAAGAAGAAGCAGAUGGUGAAGGAGCCCCUCAUUUACGAGGAAGGAGAUGGUGCCAUUGAGGACAUCAUUUCGGGUCUGCGGAACCAGCCGUACAGGCGCGGCGACACUGGCCGGUGCAGCGGCAAGAAACGACCCAUGGGCCAGACCCUCCAGGUGACCCCUGACAUCUCGCUGUGACCGCCCCGCCUACAGUGAUGCCCUGACUGGAGGAGACCAACCAGCAGCACCGCCCCGCCCUGCCAGGGGAGAGGAGGUGGAUGUGAUCCACAGGGACUGGACUACCAUAGCCACUGGCCUGAACCAAGGACUCUCACACUGAUGGGAGAAUCCCUGCUCGCAGCUUCAAGACGCUUAACUGCUCUGAGUGCCAGCUGGUGCCAUGCACACCCUUCCCCCCCAAACCAGCCCUGCACAUCUGGCACCGGGCUCUCCCCCACUGGCCAUGUCCCUGCUGCCUGGGCAGCAAAGCCAGUGGCCAAGUGGCUCUGGGGGGAGGGGGAAUGUAAUGUGUGUGGCAGCUGCUUGAGCUCCACAUGAGAGACCGGAGGGGGGUUAGGGCCCAGUAGCGAUUCCCAUCCCUCUUCUCUCCCACGCAACACCACAUGCUGGGCUGGACCACAGCCACUGAGGGGGGGCCCCCCAGUGCACCAAGGGUGAGGUCUGCCCGCAGUCUGUUCUAGCCCUGCCUUCCCACUGUCUGGCAGAUGCUGUCUGGCUUGGGAUUAUAGUCCAUGGGCUGCAUCUUGUCCGACUGGCCUUCUCGUGCUGCUUUAGGGCUGACCCUGACCCCAGCCUCCCGCUCGGCCUUGACACUGCCUUGCCCUGUUCUCUGUUGUAAUGAGAACAGAGCGCCCAGGCUCUCGACUCCCUGGCCCCGGCCUGACCGCAGGGGGGACCUACAGAGCGGUGCUCGGCUGAGGGGGCUGUUGCACCAACCCUCUUGGCUGGCAGGUGGGAAUAGGGUGACCAGCUGUCCUGAACCGAGGGGCUUUGUCUUACAUAGGCACCUAUACUCCCUCCUGCCCCCUGGAAAGAGUGUCCCGAGUAGUCACACCCUUCUCUGGUCACCCAACGUGGGAACGGUAUUUUAGGGUGGCUUUUAAAUGUCUUCCUUGGCUUUCUCGUUAUGCUGCACUGCGUGGGAGAGGGAGGGGAUGCCGCUGUUCCUCCUGGCCUCAGGAUGGGAGCAGCCCCUCUCUCAUCCCCAGGGAGGCUCAGAAACAAUGACAAUCAACAGGGGUAAAGCAGCGCUAUUCCUCAUGUCACCACAAGGUGUCACCCUUUCCCCAUGCCAUCUGCACCCCCCACCCCUGGGCGGGGCUGGGGCCACAGCUCAGACCUAGUGCCCCCUAUGCCCUGGGCUGGGCUGGGGCCUCUAGUUAUACAGCUAAGCCUUUCACAGGCAGAUGAGUGACAAUCAGAACAACUGGCUCUGGGCUGCAAGGCUGGCCGGGAUGUCUAUCGAAGCCCUAAGCACCCACCAGGCUGCACAGUUGCCCCCAUUGCCAGGAGGCUGCAGUAAUGCGGCUGUGCCCUCCUGGCUGCAGAGCUACUCCAGUGUGUAUACGCUCCCAGCUGCAUGGCUGUGCACCCAGCUGCAGAGAGGCCUGUGGGUUGCAGCUCCCCAUCCCCUCCCCUUUAGCCCCCUGACUCAUGCCUCAGCCCCAGUCACUGGUGGAAUGAUGCAGCCCCCCCCGCUUGCUGGAGUAGAGGAGCCCACUGAGAUCGAGCCCUUAGUUCCACAGUGCUCGCCCCCCUUCUCUCGGCCUGACUCAGGGCAUGCAGCUGCCAUGGAUCCUCUUGCUAGGCCAGACUUUUAGAGCAGGACUAGCCAUGUUUGCAAGCCAGAGCUGUGAUUAUUUCCUGCUGUAAUUAAUAGGCAAAAUGCCAGCUGCUUGGUCUCACUCCCAGACACUCAUCACAAUGCAGGCGGGGUGGGGGAUGGGGAAAUGAAUGUGUAACUUAUACGAUGCCUUUAAGAAACAGGAACUGCUCCUUUGUAUACAUUAUUUUUAUAUCCUGGCUGUGAGGCCUGGUUUAAUCUGGUAAUAAACCCACUAAUGCUACA
Dermochelys coriacea (leatherback sea turtle) is the source of this 6043-nucleotide messenger RNA. It is a transcript of the gene FMNL1, whose product is annotated as formin like 1. Gene Ontology annotation, molecular function: actin filament binding; small GTPase binding. Bases 598 to 4152 code for a protein of 1184 amino acids. Gene Ontology annotation, cellular component: cytosol. NCBI's taxonomy places the organism in Eukaryota, Metazoa, Chordata, Testudines, Dermochelyidae. The record is from RefSeq and is a predicted model, not a curated record. Gene Ontology annotation, biological process: regulation of cell shape; cortical actin cytoskeleton organization; cell migration. The transcript is spliced from 25 exons.